AAUAACAUGGCAGACACUUUAUCCUUUCAGAAAAUACUUCGAAUAUUUUGACGAGUCAGAAUAUUCAACUCGCUUCUAAGUAUUACGAGGUUACAUUUUUUGCUUUGCAGCCGAGAUAGACACCAUGGUUAUUGAAUCAUGGCACGAGCUCCUGCGCACUUCUGCACUGUCCCAUGUCUGCAUUCUGGCCUUGACAGUAUUCGUGGCAGUCUAUUAUCUAAUGUACACAUUUCGCGAACACCAGGAUUUCUCCAAUAUUCCUCCUGGUCCUAAACCAUGGCCAAUAGUUGGCAAUAUCGGGGGGUUUCUGGUUCCCAAUUUCAUCUGGAGGAGGUUUGGAGGCCGGGGAGAGGAGAACGUCCCAAAGUCAAAGACACGAACUGUAAUAUCGCCUCAAGUUAUUAUCACGGAACAAGCUAAAGUUUACGGUAACAUCUACAGCAUGUGGGUAGGGAGUCAGCUGGUAGUAGUACUGAACGGAUAUGAAGUGGUCAGGGAUGCCCUCUCAAACCGGGCAGAUGUGUUCUCCGACAGACCAGAGAUUCCCACCGUUACCAUCAUGACAAAGCGGAAAGGUAAGUGCUGAUUCUAGACACAACCUGUGCGUAAUAACGCAUGAAAGCAUAAUAGUCAAUACAUUUAGGAGAGGUCGACUUUUACUCAUCGUAUGAGCGGUCUUGGAUGAGCGUUUUGCUCAGUGAAUAUUCUAUUGUUCUAUAAAACAAAAAUAAUUUGAUGCUGGAUAGUAAACAAUGCUGGAAAAGCCAUUGUGCAAACGAACUUCCAGAAGUAAUCAUGUAAUGGAAAAAUUAAAACGCCUUCAUUGUUUUAUGGCUCAUGCAUGGUAAGAAUAAAAAAAAAUGUUUUAAAAACGACGUUGCGGCUACAACAGCCUUCAUCGGGGUGACAAAGAAUAGUGGUGGACAAACAGGUGUAUAUCCCAACUCUCACAGAAAGUGACUCACUUCAUUACCAUAUGUAAAUGAUAAAGUAAAAAAAAAACUUUGGGAAAAGACACAUUCAAGAUACAAAGAUAAACAUGGCAUAACAACAAUGCAACACCACAAAAUAAAUGCAAUAUCAUAAAAGGAAAAAACUAACUGAACACAUGAGCUCAUGUUACCAAACUUAAGAAUGGAGAACCAAAAAAUAAACCACAUAUCUUUUACAGGAAGGGAAAAUAAUCAAUUUCCUCAUUUAGACCUGACAAUACAGUGGCCCUUAGUUUAAAGAUCCAGAACGUUCCACAUUUUAGGAGGCGUUUGAGACGUUAGCAGUCCUUAUAGCACAGACAUGUUCAGACACCCUGUCCUUGAGCCUUCUCUUAGUAUGUCCUAUGUAAAAGUAAGUCCUAUGUAAAAGUACCCAUAUGGACACUCCAGCCUGUACAACACAUAGUCAGCCCAAACUCUCUGAAGGCCAUGGCCAUUGAAGUGGUUCCCAGUUCUCGCAAAACAUUCUGGAUCUUUAAACUAAGGGCCACUGUAUUGCCAGGUCUAAAUGAGGAAAUUGAUUAUUUUCCCUUCCUGUAAGAGAUAUGUGGUUUAUUUUUUUGUUCCCCAUUCUUACAUUUGGUAACAUGAGCUGAUGUGUUCACAGUUAGUUUUUUCCUUUUAUGAUAUUGCAUUUAUUUUGUGGUGUUGCAUUCUUGUUCUGCCAUGUUUAUUUUGUUAAUCUUCAUAUCUUGAAUGUGUUUUUCCCCAAGUUUUUUUACUUGAUCAAUUACAUACAGUAUGGUAAUGAAGUGAGUCACUUUCUGUGAGAGUUGGGAUAUACACCUGCUUGUCCACCACUAUUCUCUGUCACCCUGAUGAAGGCUGUUGUAGCCGCAACGCGUCAGUGAUUUUUUAUUCUUGCCAUGCAUAAUCCGUAAAACAAUAAAUGCUUUUUUUUUUUUUACCACUACAUGAGAGUGCCUUGAUUACUUCUGGAAGUUUGUUUGCACAAAAGCUGUUCCGGCAUUGUUUACUAACCAGCAUCUACUUCUUUUUGUUUGAUAGUAUUUCAUCCCAUGAUCAAAGAGCACUUCAUGGAUGAACUAUAAACCGAAGAAGCCCUCCUCUCCUGUGUCUCUGUUCUAUUAUUAUAUUCUAUUAUUCUCAUCAAAGGUCUUCCAAGCAGAAAAUAAAAUAUAAAUUCUAUUUUGCUCUGUAAAUAAUUACAUAUGUACUAGUGCGUAGUGAGGGCAUUAUUAGCCGACCUCUCCUCUUAUAAUUUCUCUGAUCCUUAGGCAUAGUUUUUGCACCUUAUGGCCCAGUAUGGAGAAGGCAGCGCAAGUUCUGCCACACCACGCUGCGGAACUUUGGCCUGGGCAAGUUGAGCCUGGAGCCCUGUAUCCUUGAGGGGCUGGCUGUGGUCAAAUCUGAGCUGCUGCGUCUCAGCGAGGAAGAUACUGAGGGUUCUGGAGUGGACCUGACUCCUCUGAUAACUAACUCUGUGUCCAACGUAAUCUCCUACAUCGCCCUGGGCCAGCGCUUCCACCACGCUGACCGGGAGUUUGGCGCCCUGCUGGACCUGAUGGCCCGCGGCCUAGAGAUCAUCGCCAACAGGUAGCCUAGAGGUUAGAGAGGCAGAUCAGUAGCCGGCAGGUUGGCUUGUUCAAACCCCAGCCGGGCGUAAGAAGUGGGAACUGAACUGGUAACUGGAGGGCUGCUGGUCACUGAUGUCAAGUAGCAUUUCCUGCUGUGUGCCAUUAAGCACUUAACACAUUUCAGUUUCUCCCAAAAAACAGGAAGUAACUUAUCUAUCCUAUUCUAACAGCGCAGCGGUCCUCAUCAAUGUCUUCCCCCUGCUCUACUACCUGCCCUUCGGUGUCUUCAGAGAGGUACGGCAAGUGGAAAGGGACAUCACUGCCUUCCUGAAGCAGAUCAUCACCAAGCACAGGGAGACGUUAGACCCAGCCAACCCCAGAGAUCUCAUAGACAUGUACCUGGUAGAGAUGCUGGCCCAGGAGGCCGCUGGGGAGACGGACAGUAGCUUCUCAGAGGACUAUCUGUUCUACAUCAUAGGAGACCUCUUCAUCGCUGGUACUGAUACCACCACCAACACAGUGCUGUGGAUGAUGCUCUACAUGGUCGUGUAUCCAGAUAUCCAAGGUACUACAUCAUCAAACAGGGUUCCUGAAAUACAGAAAGAGGGGUGUGGAGGACCAAUUCAAUGUAACCUAAAGAGAACUCCUUGUUGUAACAUGAUGAUGCAGUACAGUACCCAAUCAUAAUGCUAUGUGUAACUUAUCCAGUGUCCCGUUUCCCAAUGCUCUUGUUGCUUUGUAAUAAUGUUUCCCAUGUCAUUUGUACCCGUUUACACCACAGAGAGGGUGCAGGCGGAGAUCGAUGCGGUGGUGGGCCCAGACAGGGUCCCGUCUCUCACUGAUAAAGGCAGCCUGCCGUUCACAGAGGCCACCAUCAUGGAGGUGCAGAGGAUGACUGUGGUGGUCCCCCUGGCCAUCCCUCACAUGGCCUCAGAGACCACAGGUGAGGAGAGAGAAACCAUAGCGAUAGAAUCCCAUACUAGUCAUUCUAAUUCUAUGGUAGAACCUGACUCUUCCGUUAUGCACAGUCAGAUCAAUAAAGUUGUAUUGAAUUGCUUUCUCAACAACUUGGUCAGUUCCACCAGACUAACACUACAACAGGGACUAGGCUGCUGCAGCAGAAACAGAGGAAAGGACAACCCUUUUACUAUGGUUCUUCUGUUGUUGUCUUGCAGAGUUCCGUGGCUAUACAAUCCCUAAGGGCACAGUGAUCAUCCCCAACCUGUGGUCUGUCCAUAGGGAUUCCACUGUGUGGGAGGAGCCAGACGACUUCAACCCCUCUCGUUUCCUAGACGACCAGGGGAAGCUCCUGAGGAAGGAGUGGUUCAUACCGUUCGGAAUAGGUAGGUCAUAAGGAAGUCUCUCGACAGACGUAUGUGUGUGUCCUAUUAGAGACGUGCUCUACAACUGGCAAACUGAGUGUAGUCACACGGUAUACACUGAGAAUGAAGCAUUUCUACUGUGGACAUUAACAGUUAGGCUACUGUAAAAUCCACAGAAACAAGUUUUAAAAGGUUAAUUCACACUCUCUCUGGGUUAUUGAAGUCCCACACUACCCCCUGCAUGACUAUGGAGCAGUUAGGCCACGACUGAACAUUUUAAUAAUUUUAUUUCACAAUUUUACUGGAUUAUUGGCAUGCACGUAGUAUGACCAUGAGUUUUUUAUUUUGUUAAUUUUUAUUGAACCUUCAUUUAACUAGGCAAGUCAGUUGAGAACAAAUUCUUAUUUACAAUGACGACUUAAUGUGUAUCUUUACAGUGUUCUUUUCCCCCUUUCUCAGGACGCAGGGUGUGUAUGGGCGAGCAGCUGGCUAAGAUGGAGCUGUUUCCUGAUGUUCACCAGCCUGCUGCAGGCCCUCAGUUUCAGACUGCCCCAGGGGCUGCCCCCUCCUCCCAUGCACGGGCGCUUUGGCCUCACCCUGGCCCCCUGCCCAUAC
This is a messenger RNA of Coregonus sp. 'balchen', 4467 nucleotides long. Lineage: Eukaryota; Metazoa; Chordata; Actinopteri; Salmoniformes; Salmonidae. The record is from the annotation of a GenBank genome assembly.